AUGACUUUGUCUACUGUCGAUACUGCGGUGGACACGUUUGUAGCUGCGCAAAAUCCGAGCAGCGCGACAAACAAUCAGCAUCUUUGCGAGAAAUUUGGCUGCGGCGAGCAGGCACAUCGCAAGCACAAGACCAAAUCAAUACGACUUUUCAGGGUAAAAUCUAUGUACCUGUUCUACAACGGCUGGUACAUGUUGUGUGUACGUGUACGCGUUGUUGUGAGCUUUCUAAAUGCGAUGGAAAGGCAAGAUGUGCAUACGACGGCAGUACUUUGA
Messenger RNA from Peronospora belbahrii, 273 nucleotides. The record is from the annotation of a GenBank genome assembly. NCBI's taxonomy places the organism in Eukaryota, Oomycota, Peronosporomycetes, Peronosporales, Peronosporaceae.